Molecule: messenger RNA, 1240 nt
Organism: Eimeria acervulina
Lineage: Eukaryota; Apicomplexa; Conoidasida; Eucoccidiorida; Eimeriidae
Exons: 2
Source: RefSeq, a predicted model, not a curated record
AUGUCCGCAGAAGAGGAUCAAGAUGAGUUGGCUGCAUUAGAAGCCUCACCGCCCUCCUCCCCUGUAGAGGGAGAGCCUGGUGUACCCCAGGGCCCAGCAGCAGCAGCAGCAGCAGCAGCAGCAGCAGCAGGAAAGGAUGGGAGGGCUUCUAGGCUGCAGCAGCAACGAAGCGAAUGGUAUGCAGCACAGCAGAGAGCUCGAGCAGUGCCCGCUGUCUCCGUCGCCCCUCUCUUUGUCUCCGGGGGAGCUCUGCAUUCAACCAGCACGAAGAAUAAGCAGGUGCUGCUACCUCCAAGCUUAUCAUCAACUCAUCCACCCCACAGUGGGCCUUCAUCUGGGGCAUCUACAUCCGCAAGUCCUGCUGCUCCAGCAGUAGCAGCAGCAGCAGCAGGUGCAGCACCAACAGCAGCAGCAGCAGCUGCAGCAGCAGCAGCAGCAGCAGGGAAUGUAGGUGUGAAAGGGGUUCAUUCGUCAGGGGCCCCUGGAGGGUCUCCUGGUGCCCCUUCAACUGCUGGAGCUGCUGCAGCAGGAGGAGGAGGCGGUGGUGCUGUAGGUAGAGGAGCAGCAGGUGCAGCAGCAGGAGCAGCAGCAGCAGCAGGAGCAGCAGCAGCAGCAGGAGAAGAAGAGUUUGGAGUGUCUCCGCUACCCCCAGACGCCCGUAUAUGCAGAUGGGAGGGGGCCCCUAUAGGGGUAGAGGAGGGGGGCCCCCCUUUGGUCGUAGGGGGCCCCCGCCAGCAGCAGGAGGAGGUAAUGAAGAGCGCGGGUUUAAUGAUGCAUCUGGGGGCCCUUCUUCUUUUUCUUAUAACAGAGAUAAGUGGAUGGGAGAUAACAGAGACAGCAGCAACAGCAGCAGCUGGUCUCCUGCUGCAGCAUCAGGGGGCCCCUUUAGAAGAGACAAAAUCGGUGGGGGAGGGAGCAGAAGAAAUACGCCUUACUCAGCAACAGGAACAAACACAACACCUCUUGGGGGCCCCUUCACCUCCACCCCUUAUGGGGGCCCUGAAGGAAACUGGGGGCCCCCCCAGGGGCCCCCAGGUACCCAUGAUGAGGGUUGGGGGGCCCCAGGGGCCCGUCAGAGAGGGUGGGGGGCCCCCCAGGGGCCCUCAGGGGCCCAUGAUGAGAGCUGGGGGCCCCCAGGGGGGCCCCAAGGGGCCCGUCAGAGAGGGUGGGGGGGCCCCCAGGGGGCCCCAGGGGCCCAUGACGGGGGUUGGGGGCCGCCUGGGGGGCCCCCUGGGGCUCA